This is a messenger RNA of Apodemus sylvaticus (European woodmouse), 1524 nucleotides long. It is a transcript of the gene Gfra4, whose product is annotated as GDNF family receptor alpha 4. Gene Ontology annotation, molecular function: glial cell-derived neurotrophic factor receptor activity. The record is from RefSeq and is a predicted model, not a curated record. Gene Ontology annotation, cellular component: external side of plasma membrane; signaling receptor complex. The transcript has 6 exons. Bases 1 to 909 code for a protein of 302 amino acids. Gene Ontology annotation, biological process: nervous system development. NCBI's taxonomy places the organism in Eukaryota, Metazoa, Chordata, Mammalia, Rodentia, Muridae.
AUGGCCGGCUGCUUGGAGUCUGCGCUGCUGCUGUUGCUGCUGCUGGGGUCUGCGAGCUCCGCCGACGGGAAUCGCUGCGUGGACGCGGCCGAGGCGUGCACAGCAGACGAGCAGUGCCAGCAGCUGCGCUCCGAGUACGUGGCACGGUGCCUGGGCCAGGCAGCGCCCGGGGGCUGGCCGGGAACCGCGGGCUGCGUGCGCUCCCGCUGCCGCCGUGCCCUGCGCCGCUUCUUCGCCCGCGGGCCUCCGGCGCUCACGCAAGCGCUGCUCUUCUGCGGUUGUGAAGGCCCCGCGUGCGCCGAGCGCCGGCGCCAGACUUUCGUGCCCGCCUGCGCGUUCUCGGGCCCCGGGCCGGCGCCGCCCUCUUGCCUGAAGCCCCUGGACCGCUGCGAGCGCAGCCGCCUGUGCCGGCCCCGUCUCCUUGCCUUCCAGGCCUCGUGCGCUCCCGCGCCCGGCUCCCGCGACGGCUGCCCGGAGGAGGGGGGCCCGCGUUGUCUGCGCGCCUACGCAGGUCUCGUAGGCACCGUGGUCACCCCCAACUACCUGGACAACGUGAGCGCGCGCGUCGCGCCCUGGUGCGGCUGUGAGGCCAGCGGAAACCGGCGCGAAGAGUGCGAAGCCUUCCGCAAGCUCUUUACAAGGAACCCCUGCUUGGAUGGUGCCAUACAAGCCUUUGACAGCUUGCAGCCGACAAUUCUGCAGGACCAGCGGAACCCCUACCAGAACGCUGGGUGCUGUUUCCUGCAGGGGGUGGUGUGUGUGUGUGAUGAAUGGCCUGAGAAGAGAUGGGGGCAGAAACCGUUCUCAUUUUGUCCUCUCUCCCGAGGUGUCCUGGCUGUGUGUACUCACUACCCUGGCUCUCCAAGCCCUGCUCUAAUUAGGAAGGUGAACCGUGGACAACACAGCUGACUGCAUAUCUCUGGAUUACUGCUCACUCAACUGAAACUCCCUUGCCCUCAGGUCUGCUGUCCUUUGCGGGUCUGGACCCCUGUGUCUCUGUGCCCUGGACUGAGGGCUGGAGGCUAGGGUCUGAGUGAAAAGCCCAUGUUCCCCUGUCAGUAGGCAUCUUGUCUGUGUCCUUCACCAUCCUUGAGAUGAGUACCAGUUGAUGAGACUUCAUUUCGCCCCUUGGGCUUACAGAGCAGGAUAGACUAGGCCCCACUCCUAGAAUUUGGAACUGUCCUUUUCCAAGAAGACAAGGCACUAAGGAGAUCAUAGGAACAGACUGACAGACAAGACUGCCUCAAGUUAGCACUACAGCCUAAAUACCCUCCCAGUUAGCCAUGACUCACCAUUAAGCCUACCUGUGCCCCAGGACCAGCACUGACAUUGCUUGUCACCUAUGACCUGUUGCUGUGUAGGCAUUAAAGAGAGAGACUCAAAAAUUACACACACACACACAUACACACACACACACACACUCAGGUCCCUCCUGCUCAGCAUCCCACUGCUUCCCAGGUUCUCCCUGCUAUGGUAUCCCCAGUACCUGCAGUGGCUCAAUAAACCCUUGUGCACCAAGACCAA